Propithecus coquereli (Coquerel's sifaka) is the source of this 2432-nucleotide messenger RNA. RefSeq names its product collagen, type IX, alpha 2 (gene COL9A2). Lineage: Eukaryota; Metazoa; Chordata; Mammalia; Primates; Indriidae. The record is from RefSeq and is a predicted model, not a curated record. The coding region runs from base 56 to 2122 and encodes 688 amino acids. The transcript is spliced from 32 exons.
UCCGCCGUCGGUGCGUGGUGGCCCCGGCACCGUCCUCGCGAACUCGCCGCCCGCCAUGGCCGCUGCGGCCGCCCCCCGCAGCCUCCUCGUUCUCCUCCAGGUGCUCGCGCUCGCCCUGGCGCAGAUGAGAGGUCCCCCUGGAGAACGGGGCCCCCCAGGCCCCCCGGGGCCGCCGGGAGUGCCUGGAUCCGACGGCAUCGACGGUGACAAGGGGCCCCCAGGAAAAGCUGGCCCUCCGGGUGUCAAGGGAGAGCCUGGCAAAGCAGGGCCAGAUGGGCCGGACGGGAAGCCCGGGAUUGAUGGUUUAACUGGAGCCAAGGGGGAGCCUGGUGCCAUCGGGACCCCUGGAACCAAGGGCCAACCUGGGCUCCCUGGUCCUCCUGGCCUGCCGGGCCCUGGUUUUGCUGGACCUCCUGGACCACCUGGACCUGUUGGCCUUCCUGGUGAGAUUGGAAUCACAGGCCCCAAGGGGGAUCCUGGACCAGAGGGACCAGCGGGGCCCCCAGGACCCCCUGGGAAACCGGGUCGCCCAGGAACCAUCCAGGGCCUGGAAGGCAGCGCGGACUUCCUGUGUCCAACCAACUGUCCAGCGGGUGUGAAAGGGCCCCCAGGGCUGCAGGGAGUGAAGGGACAUCCGGGCAAACGCGGGGCUCUGGGUGAUCCUGGCCGCCAGGGGAAGCCGGGUCCCAAGGGAGAUGUGGGUGCCUCUGGAGAGCAAGGUAUCCCUGGACCACCGGGUCCCCAGGGCAUCAGGGGCUACCCAGGCAUGGCGGGACCCAAGGGAGAGAUGGGUCCUCGUGGAUAUAAAGGCAUGGUGGGCUCCAUCGGAGCUGCUGGGCCACCGGGUGAGGAAGGUCCGAGGGGGCCACCAGGCCGAGCCGGGGAGAAGGGUGACGUGGGCAGCCAAGGUGUUCGAGGACUCCAGGGGAUCCCAGGCCCGAAGGGAGCAACGGGACCCCCAGGCAUCGACGGCAAGGACGGGACCCCAGGCACACCUGGCAUGAAGGGCAGCGCAGGACAGGCAGGGCGGCCGGGAAGCCCAGGCCACCAGGGCCUAGCGGGUGUACCAGGCCAGCCUGGGACAAAAGGGGGCCCCGGAGACCAGGGUGACCCAGGCCGGCAGGGCCUCCCUGGAAUCUCUGGUCCCCCCGGGAAGGAGGGAGAGCCAGGGCCUCCAGGAGAAAUUGGUCCCCCAGGCAUCAUGGGGCAGAAGGGUGACCAGGGUGAGAGGGGGCCAGUGGGGCAGCCAGGCCCUCAAGGACAACCGGGCCCCAAGGGGGAGCAGGGCCCCCCCGGAAUUCCAGGGCCCCAAGGCUUGCCAGGCAUCAAGGGAGACAAGGGCUUCCCAGGGAAGACCGGGCCCCGUGGCGGAGUGGGCGACCCGGGGGUGGCCGGCCUCCCUGGAGAGAAAGGCGAGAAGGGCGAAUCUGGCGAGCCCGGGCCGAAGGGACAGCAAGGAGUCCGCGGAGAACCCGGCUACCCUGGCCCCAGCGGGGAUGCGGGCGCCCCAGGGGUGCAGGGCUACCCUGGGCUUCCUGGCCCUCGAGGACUGGCCGGAGACCGAGGCUUGCCGGGACAGCCUGGGAGACAGGGCCUGGCGGGCCGAGAUGCCAGCGACCAGCACAUCGUGGAUGUGGUGCUGAAGAUGAUGCAAGAGCAACUGGCAGAGGUAGCUGUGAGUGCCAAGCGAGAAGCCCUGGGUGCUGCAGGGAUGGUGGGCCCCCCAGGACCUCCUGGGCCCCCUGGGUACCCAGGCAAGCAGGGACCCCAUGGGCACCCUGGCCCUCGGGGCAUUCCUGGCAUCAUCGGAGCUGUGGGUCAGAUUGGCAACACGGGGCCCAAGGGAAAACGUGGAGAGAAGGGUGAUCAAGGAGAAGUGGGACGUGGGCACCCGGGGAUGCCUGGGCCCCCAGGAAUCCCAGGUCUCCCUGGCCGGCCUGGCCAGGCAAUCAAUGGCAAGGAUGGAGACCGAGGGUCCCCAGGGGCUCCAGGAGAGGCAGGCCGACCUGGCCUGCCAGGCCCCGUGGGGCUGCCAGGCUUCUGUGAGCCUGCAGCCUGCCUCGGAGCCUCAGCCUAUGCCUCUGCCCGCCUUACGGAACCCGGAUCCAUCAAAGGGCCAUGAGCAUCAGGCCCAGACAGAGAGCAGCGGCAUCCUGGGUGGGGUAGGACCAGGUCCCCUCUGGGUGGACAUGCACCUCGUCCCUCAGCCCAGGAAAGCAACUUUCCCAGGACCUUCUGUCUAGAACCCAGGAGCCCUGAGGAAAAGGAAUUCUAAAACAUGGGGGAAGGGGAGGUAGGGCACUAGAGUGAGGAGGUGAGGCCGAUAGACAGGGCAAGGGUCGCUGGAGAGUCGAAGCUCUGGAGGGAAUGGGGUGGCUUUCCUUCCCGGAGCACCACUCAGCUGUUACCAAACAAUGUCUCCUUAACCUGCA